AUGGAUAGUACAAUUGAGAGCGAACAACAAGCAUACCAGCAAGCCAAUAGUGAAGAAAGGGGAACAUGGAGACGAAAAUCAAAGAUAAAUCACUUCUGGUCUUGGUUCAUGAAUGUCGGUUCUAAAAAGUUCCUUCACGUAUAUGGACGCAGCUACGAUGAGGAUUGUGAGGCAGAUCGUAAACUCGUUGUCGAACUUUGGAAUCUUGAUAAGGAAUCAUGGUCUACGGUGGAGCGGCAUGGAGGACGUAGCGCACUUCCACGCAAGGGUGGUUGGAAGCAAAUUUCUCCUGACUACGAGUUCGAAUGUCUUGUACAGCGAAAUCGCGCCACGAACUUUCGAACGAACGAUCUCUCUCCUCCUCGUGGAGCCUGUACAACCUAUUACCUGGUUGAUGAAAAUGCCAAUGACCGUGCACUGCAUUUCCUGGCUAGCACAGUUGGGACGGACCAACUUCAAAUACACGCCGAAAUUAUGGAUAAAAUGGUCGUGGCACAAGACUUUAUAUCUGCUCUUGCCUGGUUGUACUAUCGUGUAAUAGAAAAGCCUCUACCUAACUAUCUCACGGAUGAGAUUAUCGAUCGACAGUUUACUGAUGUAAGACAGCCAGCAGGAAUAUCAGAUCGACAGCGUAGUAGUUUACUGAAUCCAGAUUGUUAUAGUGAGGCGGUUUGCAACCUGUGCUAUGUUGGUGAUUUGGUUAAAUUUCGCGAUCACUACGAUGAUAGCACACAUUCGAUGAGACGUAUUUUUGUUGAUUCCGCCACUCUUCAGUUUAGCCGCACUACAUCUAGGUUCACGGAAGAUUGUCCUCAUGACGGUGGAGCUUACGCUCGUCAUGGAGCAAUAGUGGAAGUGAACCUGAGCGAUGCCAUGUCGCGUUUGAUGAAAAUUGGUUCCUUCUGCUGUCCCGUCUGA
This is a messenger RNA of Angiostrongylus costaricensis, 918 nucleotides long. NCBI's taxonomy places the organism in Eukaryota, Metazoa, Nematoda, Chromadorea, Rhabditida, Metastrongylidae. The record is from the annotation of a GenBank genome assembly.